GCCCCGGGUUGGGCCGCUGGCCGCGCCAGCACGUACUGCCGGGGCCUAGGGAAACAGGCGUGUUGGAAGUUACAGGGAAGCAAGGCCUUUGUGAGAACGGUGGUACCGAGGCACACGUGUGUGACAGUGUGCAAGAGAGCAGGUUUCGAGACACGGCGCCCAUUGGACGGUCUGCCAGGAAAUUACACCUGUCUCAAACCAAAUCAUCCUGAAGGGAAAGUGCUGGAGACAGUCGGUGUGUUUGAAGUGCCAAAACAGCAGGGCAAAUACGAGACUGGCCAGCUAUUUCUCCACAGCAUAUUUGGAUACCGUGGUAUCGUCUUGUUUCCUUGGCAAGCCCGGCUGUAUGACCGAGAUGUUGUUUCUUCCGUAACUGAAAAGGGCGAGAACGCGGCAGGCCAUGGCUCCAAAGAAGUCAAAGGCAAGACACACACGUACUACCAGGUGCUGAUAGACGCCCGGGACUGCCCGCACAUAUCCCAGCGGUCGCAGACGGAAGCGGUGACUUUCCUGGCAAACCACGACGACAGCCGAGCUCUCUAUGCAAUCCCAGGACUGGACUACGUCAGCCACGAGGACAUCCUGCCGUACACGUCCACCGACCAGGUGCCCAUCCAGCACGAGCUGUUUGAACGGUUCCUCAUGUACGAUCAGGCCAAAGUCCCACCCUUCGUGGCGAGGGACACGCUGUGUGCCUGGCAGGAGAAGAACCACCCGUGGCUGGAGCUCUCGGACGUGCACCGGGAGACCACGGAGAACAUCCGGGUCACGGUCAUUCCCUUCUACAUGGGCAUGAGGGAAGCCCAGAAUUCCCACGUCUACUGGUGGCGCUACUGCAUCCGCCUGGAGAACCUGAACAACGAAGUCGUGCAGCUCCGGGAGCGGCACUGGCGGAUCUUCAGCCUCUCCGGCACCCUGGAGACCGUCCGCGGCCGGGGGGUGGUGGGGCGUGAGCCAGUCCUCUCCAAAGAACAGCCCGCCUUCCAGUACAGUAGCCACGUCUCCUUGCAGGCUUCCAGCGGUCACAUGUGGGGCACCUUCCGCUUCGAGCGGCCCGACGGCUCCCACUUCGACGUCCGAAUCCCCCCGUUCUCCCUGGAAAGCAAUAAGGACGAGAAGACGCCCCCCUCCGGCCUCCACUGGUAGAGCGCGCGGCCCUCCGGAAGCAGCCGCCCCGGACUCCUGCGCGGCCGCCGUGCUGCUCCAGCGCCCGUGCCUUCCUUCCGCGAGGGCCGGAGCGGCUUCUGGUUUUCAGACCCCCUUGAGCCACCUCUCCCAACAGCUGCUGAGAGACGGGGACUCGCCUGGGACUCCCGGCAGCCCGAUCUGUGGCUGCCGGGCACUGUGAACCCCCCCCCGCCUCCGUUCCCAGGUCUGCGUGCCUCGAAGAAUGCCACCGCCAGAACCUGCAGGCGUUGCCGCCCGGCUCCAGCAGACCCGCUUUUGACUUGCGAAGGUGGGAUGUGCCCGUGUGUCGAAUAAACAGCCCCCCUCCCGCA
Varanus komodoensis (Komodo dragon) is the source of this 1499-nucleotide messenger RNA. It is a transcript of the gene POLDIP2, whose product is annotated as DNA polymerase delta interacting protein 2. Gene Ontology annotation, biological process: error-free translesion synthesis. The transcript has 11 exons. Gene Ontology annotation, molecular function: DNA binding. The annotation marks the transcript as partial. Gene Ontology annotation, cellular component: mitochondrial nucleoid; nucleus. The record is from RefSeq and is a predicted model, not a curated record. NCBI's taxonomy places the organism in Eukaryota, Metazoa, Chordata, Lepidosauria, Squamata, Varanidae.